GAAGCCGUCCUGUCAACUUGCCUUUCCUAAUCUCCGCUUCCGCAUCAGCGUCCCCAAUCCCGACGGCUGACUCGGCCCCCCUGUCCCGCCCCCGCAUUAGCUCCUCGUCCUCUGUAAUCUAGGCUUCCCGUUUCUCUUCCUCUUCUUCUUUACUUUUGUUUCACAUCCGAGAUGAAGGCUCGGGAUGUGCUGACAGUGGCCUGCAUUGCAGCCACUUCUCUCACAGCAGGUAGCAUCUUCUGCUUUCCCCUCUUUGGUCCAGCUCUGACAAGGGACUUGGGUCUCAACCUCACCCAGACCAACACAAUAUGGGGAGGAGCUGUGCUGGGCGAGUACCUCACAGGCGGCAUCUGGGGUCUCCUAGCGGACUGGUACGGACCGCGGGUAUUGAGCAUCAGUGCCGGUCUGCUCUUUCUUGUGGGCUACCAACUCAUCUCGCACGCCGAUGUCGUUGCUUUGAAUGUGGAUGCAAUCACCGAUGGAGGUCUUGAGGGUGGUGACCGGCCGAUGGCUUGGGGAAUGUUCGUCCUCACAGUGGCCAGCUUCGCGGGCAUCGGAGCGGCAGUCGCAGCAUCCUACUUUGCUGCUGUGACAGCCUCCACCCGGUUAUUCAGGACCAGACCUGGCCUGGCUAUCGCAGGACCCCUCACCCUCUUCAGUCUUUCCUCUCUCUUUCUUACAUCUGUGGGCAUAACAUUCUUCUCGGAUCACACAAGCGGCGAUCUCCGUGCUCCUUCUUUCCUCUCCUUCCUUGGAGCUCUAUUGGGCGUCACAAACUUCUUCUCCGCCAUCUUCAUGGACGUCAAGCCACCGCAGGAGAAGGCUAUCGUGGACGGGAGGGCACUGGAGUGGGACACAGAUGGGGAAGGUCCACAUGUGAAUGAGAGGACAUCGCUACUAUCCACAGGCGAUCGAGAGGCCCACGAAGCUACAGUGGAGCGGCCUCUACUGCCAGGGGUACCAGAUUCACAGAGUGUCUCAGCCUUCCUGCUCUCGCCGCCAGUAUGGGCACUCGGUCUCUUGAUGCUGGUUGGAGUAGGCGCGGGAGAAAUGGUCCUGAGCUCCGUCGGCAACAUGGUGGUCUCGCUGCUCGGAAACCACACUGCGGAAGGCAAGACAUCUCCUUCUGCUGCCUCUGGAGUACUCUACCUUGCAGCAGCACCGGGAAUCGGCCCAAUCGCCUUGAGCAUCAGGGCGAACCAAGUCAAAUUGCUUGCAGCAGCCAACACGCUAUCUCGUCUCCUCGGUGGCCUCUUGUCAGAUGUUGUUGCACCCUCAGCCACUCGUGGUAGAGGUACGGGGGACUUCUACGCCUCGCAUCAGCCCAGUCUGAUGGAGCGAUUGGCGGGUAUCACGAUCAGUAGGCUUACCCUGCUACUCUUUGCGAUCUUGCUCUCACUGGCAGCCUAUGUCUGGGCAGCCUUUGGCAUGGCAACCGUAGACAGCUUGCCCGCUUUCAGUAUCGCAGUCGGAGUGUCCUAUGGCCUUGUCUUCACCCUCGUUCCUGCCGUGGUGGUAGCUUCCUUCGGCACAGAGCACUUUGGCAGGAAUUGGGGUCUCUUGACUUACUGCUGUGCAGUGGGAUCAUUGACCUACUCGCUCCUGUACGCUACAGUGUCGGAUGCUGUAGCAUCCCGUGAGGGAGAGCAUCGCGGGGGUCAUUCGAGCGACGGAUCGCCUGCGGGCUCUGGCGGAGCGACAUGUCUGGCCGGACCAGCUUGCUUCCAGCCUUCCUUCAUCGUCGCGCUUAUAGGCAUGGUAUUCGCUCUGGUGGCGCUGCUGCCUGUCUGGCGUAGCUGGAGAAGUCACCUAUAAUCGGACCAAGGCCCGUUGACUCAGAGUCUGUAGACGGCAGUGGGACUUCCAGUAGACUCUUCAUUGCUUCAUGUAGACAUGCUCCAUCUAGAACGUAUAGUACAUAGCUCUCUUUCCUCUCUCAGUGUGACCCGUGCACGCCAGUGACUGGGCUUCUCACACCCUUGCGGUUAUCUGAUAGCGGCGUCUCGGCCUCCUUGCUGUCCCACAGCAGCCGCUGGAGAAUCAUCGUUCUGGCACACCAGUCACCGAGGCAAUAGCAACGAUGAGGC
Molecule: messenger RNA, 2087 nt
Organism: Microstroma glucosiphilum
Lineage: Eukaryota; Fungi; Basidiomycota; Exobasidiomycetes; Microstromatales; Microstromataceae
Exons: 5
Coding region: 172-1815 (547 amino acids)
Cellular component (GO): membrane
Source: RefSeq, a predicted model, not a curated record